AUGUAUUAGUAUACUUAGAGAAUAAUUUAACCUACAAUUAGAAUGCCUGUAUAGACCUAAUAGUCGAUCAUUAUUCCAUUAGAUAAAUCGAAUUAAUUGCAAUCUACUAGAAGAGUGUCAUAGAACUUUGAUUAAUAAGCCUCAAAUGUUUCACCAAUAAGAUUAAUCAAGAAUAAGGUUUCUGUAAGUCCAAAUGUCAUCAAAUAUUCUUAAUAACCCCAAACCUUCACAAUGACGCCAUAAAAGAUUCCCUAUAAUUAACGUCAAAAUUAGACUCCAACCAAGCAUCAAGCUGUGUAAUCAAGAACCCUCACUCCAAAUGUAUUAUCACAACAGAGGUAGAGUGUUGCCAAUAAUCAAUAUAUUUAAUCAAAUAGGAUUCAUACAGACAUUGGUUUUUCAACUCCUCUGAAUAACAAUUAAAAGGAGAAAGAGAACAACAACGAAUUCUCAAACGAUAAACUAGCAACACAAUAUCAAAAUUUAUAAGAAUAAUUGAUACAAUCUGAAUUUAAAAUAAGCUAACUAGAACAAAAGAGUAGAAAAUUACAAGAAUAGAGAAAGAAAUUAUAAUAACAAUUCUUACAAAAGUCACCAAAGUUAGCAUCCUAAUUAUGA
Paramecium tetraurelia is the source of this 618-nucleotide messenger RNA. RefSeq lists its product as uncharacterized. The transcript is spliced from 2 exons. The record is from RefSeq and is a predicted model, not a curated record. NCBI's taxonomy places the organism in Eukaryota, Ciliophora, Oligohymenophorea, Peniculida, Parameciidae.